GAGAGGUUGGGUGGAUAUAAACAUGAAGUAGAAUCAUCAACGAUGGCUGCAAAGGGUUGUAUUGUUCUCACAAAGUACUUCUUGUUUGUCUUCAACCUCUUUUUCUUUUUCCUGGGAGGUGUGAUGUUGGGGUUCGGCCUGUGGAUUCUGUUUGACAAAACGAGCUUCAUCUCGGUUCUGGAGACUGCCGUGGUACCGUUGCGCCUGUUCUCCUACGUGUUCUCGGCGCUGGGCAUCUUCACCAUGAUGAUGGGAUUCCUGGGCUGCAUCGGUUCCCUGAAGGAGGUCAAGUGCAUGCUGGGGAUCUACUUCACCUUGCUCGUGCUCCUGAUGGCCUCCCAGAUCACGAUCGGAGUCCUGGUGUACACCCAGAGGAACAUGAUCGAGAAGAAGCUGGGCCUGUCGGUGAAGGAGCUGAUUGAAUCUUACAGCCAGCUGGACAAACAUUUGCCCGACCACGAGGAGAGUUGGGAUUACAUCCAAAUCAAGUUCUCUUGCUGUGGUUGGAACAACUCCCUGGAGUGGAUGAAGAAUCCUCUCGUCGGGAGGAAUGUGUCGGGGGUCCUGCCGUUCACCUACCCCUGCUCCUGCUACAACUCCUUCCCUGAGAAUUCCACCCAGUUCAACAUGACCGACGACGUCGGGAUCUGCUCAGCCCCCUUCAACCCACUAACAGCAAAGCUACAGGGCUGCAAGAAAAUGGUGUUCCAGUGGAUAAAGGAAAACAUCAUCAGCAUUAUGGUGACCUGCAUCAGCAUCAAUGUGGUGGAGCUCCUUGGGAUGUCCCUAUCGAUGUUAUUGUGUAGGAACAUCGACCCAGACUACGACAAACUCAUCCGCUUUCAGUAAACUGGAGAGCCCAAGGGCUGGUGUGGAUGGGGUUGAAAAACCAGCGAGUUUAUUUUUCUUUUUUUUAAUGUCUUCCUGCCAUAAUUUUACUUCUAGUCCACGUUUUAAAUCCCUCUCCAUGGAUUUGACUGCGAUCUACGGGUUCUGAUGCUGUACCAUCUGAUGAGCAGGACGGGCGCGCCCACUGUCAACCUUAAUCCAACCUAUUUCACAGAGUAAUUCAACAGUCGAUUCAAUCCACGGGGCCCUGGCAUUCCCUGGAUUUUAGCCGGGAGUGGACUCGGCCCGAUGUAUGUAUACUGGGCAGUGGUGAAAUAUUCCAUAUUGGAAACCAGAAGAAGUUGUGAAAGGUGAAGAACUCCCGUUCUUAGAAUCCCGUCCCAUGCUGGACAUCGGACGGCGUCUUGGAUGUGGUUUGGUUUCCCUUGGCACUUAGAACAUGGAACAGGACAGCACAGGAGCAGGCCCUUCGGCCCACAACAUCCGUGCCGAACAUUAUCUGUGUAGGAAGGAACUGCAGAUGCUGGUUUAAACACAAGAUAGACACAAAACGCCGGAGUAACUCAGCGGGGCAAGGCAGCAUCUCUGGAGCGAAGGGAUGGGUGAUGUUUCGGGUCAAGACCAUUCUUCAGACUCUCAUCUGCCUGCUCAUAAUCCACAACCCUCCAUUCUCUGUGUAGGAAGGGUCUCGACCCGAAACGUCACCCAUUCCUGUGGGAGGGGGCAUGCCAUGGGAGGGGCCAGGGGGUGGGAGGGGCCAUGGUAUGGGAGGGGCUUCGCUGUGGGAGGGCCAUGUUGUGGGAGGAGUCCCGCUGUGGGAGGGACCAUGAAGUGGGAGGGGCCAUGCUGUGGGAGGGACCAUGCUGUGGGAGGAGUCACAUGGUGGGCGGGACCAUGAAGUGGGAGGAGUCACCCGGUGGGAGGGUCCACGAAGUGGGAGGGGCAUGCUAUGGGAGGAACCAUGCUGUGGGAGGGGCCACACUGUGGGUGGGGCCGCACUGCAGAUUUGUGAGGGUUAUUAGAGGUUUAGUAAUUAUGAUGAGAUUCUGCACCUCAAAAUUCCCAUGUGAAUGUUUAAAGAAGAGACGGGAAAGUUCCCCACUAACUAGCUCACACUAGUACUUGCGGCUAAUAAUUUAUUAACUUUGUGUGGAAUCCCGUGAAAUAAAGUGACUUGAAAUGCAGUCCAUGACCUGUGAAAAUAACUCCUUCCCUUGACUGUAAUCGUCACGACAGUGGCACUGAUGCAUGGGAUGCCCAGUAAAUCCUGUGACAAAUACCUUAUAUCUGCUGUCUAAAUUAGUGCUGUACCUGCCUCUGAUGGCCCCUGUGGUCAACUCCCAUCUGAUAUGAAGGAGAGGGAGUGAUUAAGGGUUCACUGCUCAAUACAGUGAAUGCAAUAAAAACAUCUACCACCAAGUACAGUGUCGUCUCAUUCUCAAGUCAAUCACUUUGUGAUAAUUUCUUAUCUCUCCUGAAUUCUGAUUGUGAAUUCUGAUUCUGAAUAAUUCUGAGGUCUUUUGAAUGCCGUAGCAAUGUGGACUCUGUGAGAAUUUCUGAUCUAUUCUGACUUCUGACCCUUGAUUCUGAUUCUGAAUUCUGAAUUCUGAUUCUGAAUUCUGACCCUGAAUUCUGAAUUCUGGAUUCUGACCCUGAAUUCUGAUUCUGAAUUCUGACCCUGAAUUCUGAUUCUGGAUUCUGAUUCUGAAUUCUGACCCUGAAUUCUGAAUUCUGACGCUGAAUAAUUCCUUGUCUAUUGAAUGCUGUAGUGGCGCGGCAUACCUUGUGAUCAUUUCUGAUCUAUUUUUACUAUGUUGGAUGACCUAGAAGCUCUAUCAGUAUUAUGGUAUAUAAGUUCCAGGACAUGUUCAUGUCUGAUUCAUAUCUUCAAUAAAAGUUUAAUGGUUACAUCAA
This is a messenger RNA of Amblyraja radiata (thorny skate), 2763 nucleotides long. RefSeq names its product leukocyte antigen CD37-like. The transcript is spliced from 9 exons. Gene Ontology annotation, cellular component: plasma membrane. Lineage: Eukaryota; Metazoa; Chordata; Chondrichthyes; Rajiformes; Rajidae. The record is from RefSeq and is a predicted model, not a curated record. Bases 43 to 849 code for a protein of 268 amino acids.